UAAACCAAGAAGUAAUUGAGAAAUAAGUUGUUCAUUUUGGGUCUUCAAAUAUAUAGCCUUCCCUUGUCAAUCUUCUCGCAAGUGAUUGCGAUUUCCCAGGAGUAAUCUGAGUGCUGAAACAGGGGUUUUUGAGGUAGCUUCGUCCUUCUAGUCAGGCAAACUUCCUAUUGAUACGGUGUAGUGGGGUUCAGUUUUCACGAAGAGAAUUGCUUUUUGACGGCCUAUUCUUAAUGAGGUAACCUUAGGAAUGAGGAUCCUACAUGGGAAUAAACACUGCAUGGUACAAGCGUUAAAAUCUUUAGUGGAGUAUUGCUCCUCACUUCCAAAGUGGUCCUGCAAAUUAGUUUACAAACAGGGGACUUCGAUGUUAAGUCGAACUUCGGGUUCAUUUUUGUGAGGAACUAAAAUCUCUGGCUGUGACACUCUUCCCUUUUGCCUGGUCGAAGAUACGAUCACUGUUGGACUGAUGACAAAUGUUGUAGCUCUUGCGUGUCGCUUGCAGUGUGUCUCAAAUGCAGAUCGUCGUCCCAAGUCGGAAGUAAUGAGUGUGCAGCGUCGAAGCUUAAUUGAUUCUUAGCUGGAUGGAUACAUAUUAUUUUCCAAUCAGCGAGUUAUAUUGUUUGCAAGCCACACACGGAAAUUUCGAAAUUGAAAUGCAGUAUGGAUGUCACUAACCUGUUUAAGAAUAUGUAUUCAGGUUAUUUUUUCAUUGACAAGAUUUGUUAUUUUGUCCUACUAUUCUUUUGUGGCCUAACUUAAAUUUCUAUAUACUUGAUUGUCCAGUCGAAGUGGAAUUCUAUGGAGGAAAAUCUUUCAAGAACACUAGAACUGAAGUGGAGUCUCAAAACGUGAACUCUUGAGCGAAUUGCUGUUUGUGAAGCUGCGUUUUUUGUUUCCCAUACCAAACGCUGCACGACAAAUGUUUUUCGCUUUGAUGACAUGGCCUUAGACGUCAUUGUUUUCUGUCUUUGGAUUGUAAAGAUUAUCGUUUUCUGAAGCUUCUCUUCGAAGUCUUUAAGUGCCAGUGGGACUAUAUUUAUGCGAUACUAUUGGGGAUUCAGUUAACAAUGAGACUGGCAUUGCUACCUAUAUGAUUUGCUGGAGGGUAGAUGGUUUUUGGAGGAGAGAGAGAAGUCCUGGCAUGAAAAUGAAUAUAGAAGGGUGAUGGAAGUGCUGCGAUGAGUUGAGAUAUUGAUGGGUCUAGAAAGAUGGAACUAGUUAAAAUUAUCUGUCGUGUUUGAGACCCUAAUGACGAGUUUGAAGCCUGCCAUGAAAUUGACAAGCGCGCUGAGUGGGGAGGCGGUGGGUCGUGUGGUGCGAUCGCAAAACUCGAAGGAAUUGCAGCAAAGUGUGAAACUAGUGGACUCCAAGAUCACGUUCAAGGUGAAGAAAGGAGCCAAGGAGGGGAAGGAGAAGGGGAAACUAACCGGGAAGAGCAAGGCUGCCGCUGUCCUUGCGGUGAUCGAGUCUGUUCUCGACGGGGGUGGUGCUGCUGUGGCGGAACAGGGGAAGAGGUCAAGGAAGAAGACCCAAAAGGCGGCCGUCGUCUCUGAAGCGACAUCAGCGAGCCUUGAUACAGAGCUCACAGCAACAACCUCUGAGAGAACUGAGUUUCCUUCCCUAGUAUCGGAUGCAGUGCGGAAAGCUACAAUUUCAAUAUCUGAAAGGGAAUCGUGGAAUAUCAGUCUGUCGACAGCAGAAGUAGUUGCCGAGGCCACCAAACACCUAAUUGCAGCGGAUGCGAAACUAGGAGACGUCAUUGGUGCUCAUGGGGCAUGUCCUAUGUGGGAGCAGGAGGGGACCUGCUUCACUGCUUUGGCUCGCAGCAUUGUCUACCAGCAGAUCUCUGGCAAGGCCGCUUGCGCCAUUUACUGUCGUCUCAUCAGCAUUUGCGGGGGCCUAGAAAGUGUGACUCCACCAGUGAUAGCAGCACUCACAGUCGAGGAGCUGCGAGCCGUCGGGAUCUCAGGUCGCAAGGGACUAUACCUCCACGAUUUAGCGGAGAAGUUCACGUCAGGACUCCUCUCGGAAGCGAAGCUCAUCAUCAUGAAUGAAGAUGAUCUCGUCAAAGCUUUAACGGCCGUGAAGGGCAUUGGUGUUUGGUCGGCACACAUGUUCAUGAUAUUUUAUCUGCGUAAGCCUGACGUCCUUCCUGUUGGAGAUUUAGCUAUUCGCAAAGCCUUUCAGAAAUUAUAUCACCUCAAUCAGCUGCCAUCUCCGGCCGAGAUGCAAGAGCUUGCAUUCCCUUGGAGACCUUAUCGAACCCUAGCUUCCUGGUAUCUUUGGCGGAUGACCGAUAACAUGCUACCUGAUGCUUGACCUCAAAAUCAUGGAACCAUAUGUCUAUGAACUGAUACUCAGCUUCUGGGAAGUCUGUUGAAGUACAGCCAGAGAUAGUUAGAAUAAUUUGGAUUGCCAGCUUACUCCAAACUGUACAGCUUUUGAUUACAAAAAGCAUUCAAAUAAUAUUAUUUUAACAUCCUUA
This is a messenger RNA of Physcomitrium patens, 2485 nucleotides long. NCBI's taxonomy places the organism in Eukaryota, Viridiplantae, Streptophyta, Bryopsida, Funariales, Funariaceae. The record is from RefSeq and is a predicted model, not a curated record.